Aspergillus uvarum CBS 121591 is the source of this 1833-nucleotide messenger RNA. RefSeq names its product putative siderophore iron transporter. The transcript has 6 exons. The coding region runs from base 1 to 1833 and encodes 610 amino acids. The record is from RefSeq and is a predicted model, not a curated record. Gene Ontology annotation, molecular function: siderophore-iron transmembrane transporter activity. Gene Ontology annotation, biological process: siderophore transmembrane transport. NCBI's taxonomy places the organism in Eukaryota, Fungi, Ascomycota, Eurotiomycetes, Eurotiales, Aspergillaceae.
AUGGCCGAGAUCACAACUCAGCAAUCAGAGGAGCAUAGCAAGCAUGAGCAGAGCCCCCAGGCGGACUCAGAGAGCCUCCAGGCUGGUGUCCAGAGGGCAGAGCAGUUGCGAAGAAUCUGGUCCAAGACAGGCUUGAUUAUCGCUUUUGUUGGCCUGUUUCUGGCCACUUUCGCCGUCAACUUUGCCGACUAUUCCACCCAGGUGUACACCGCAUAUACAACGAGCGCCUUCAAGCAACACUCGGCUAUGAGUGCUGCCCGUGUGGUUAUGAACAUUACCCGCAUUGCUUCAUAUCCGAUCAUUGCUAAAUUGGGCGAUGUGUUUGGCCGAGCUGAAAUGUUUAUCCUCUCAAUCAUCGCCCAGGUACUCGGCUAUGUCAUAUAUGCAUGCUGCAAGAACAUCUCACAGUAUAUGGCCGCCGGAAUCUUCGAAGCCAUCGGUUCAACAGGUUAUGCCCUUACCCAGCAAGUAUUCGUCGCCGACGUAACGAAUCUACUCAAUCGGGGUAUCUGGUCAACACUGCCCGACUCCCUGACCACUAUCCCGGCAUUAUACCUGGGCACGAUCGUUGCGCAAGACAUCCUCGACCACUCGACAUGGCGCUGGGGAUGGGGUAUGUGGGCAAUUGUGCUGCCCGUCGCCGCAGCACCCUUGGUUGGGAGCAUGGUCCUUUACCAGCACCGUGCCCCUCGACGUGUCCGCAUCAGUACGGCUUUGGGUUGGAAGCGCGAGGAUCCCUGGUGGCGUCGGGUCUACGAUCUCCUGUGGAUCCAACUAGAUCUGCCGGGAGCCGUGCUACUUUUGUUAGGGCUGUCACUGUUCUUGAUCCCACUGUCCUUGACUGGUUCGGGCAACAGUGGUGCCUGGCGACACAACGGUUCUUUCAUUGCCAUGCUUGUCAUGGGCGUGGUUUUUGUGAUUGCCUUCCUGGCGUGGGAUGCUUGGUUCGCGAAGAAGCCUUUUGUCCCAUACCGGAUGAUCCGCAACCGCACCGUGGCUGCUGCUUGUCUGCUAGGCGCCUUGGACUUUUUCCACUACUCCGUAUUCACGGUGUUCUUCACCAGCUACCUGCAAGUAGCUGGGCACUUUGAGGCUGGAAAUGCCACACGGAUUGACAACUCCCUGAGAGUAGCUUUCCAAGUGGCAGGAAUCUUCGCCUCACUGUUCAUGAAAUACACCCGUCGCUCGCAGAUUUGGGUUCUUGGGGGCGUCCCGCUCUGUGUGCUCGGUAUGGGCAUUGUUCUUUACCUCGUGGAUAUGGGUAAUGGCAAAACAGGAAGCGAGGCGGCAUUUGUCACGGCUAAAUCGCUGGUCGGAAUCGGGCGUGGCUUCUACCAGACCGCGGCCCAAGUCUCCGUCCAGGCCGUUGUGUCUAGACAGGAAGUCUCCGUCGUGACGGCAGUAUUCUUUGCUUCCAUGAGCGUAGGAGGAGCCAUUGGAACUAGUGUGGCUGGCGCCAUCUGGCGAAGCACCCUCCCCAAGAAGCUAGAGCAAUACCUUCCCGAUGCGCUCAAAUCCCAGGCGCACACCAUCUUCAGUUCUAUUGUUGUGGCGAAGAAGUAUCAACCUGGCACGGCUGCUCGUGAUGCUAUUGACCGGAGCUAUCGGGAGUCCCAGCGCCUUUUGGCGAUUGCUGCUCUGGCGGCUCUAGCUCCGAUGUUGAUUGUGAUGUUCUUCCUGCGCAAUGUACAUCUCGACGCGCAAGAUGAGGAGGGAGGGGCUACUACUGAGACUCCUGUCGAAAAGGGCCACGAAGACAUCCAGGCGGAGAAGAGUGCUAGGGCAACUUCGACUCCUGCCGGUGUUGAGAAUAGCUAUCGAGCCGAAGAGUAG